This is a messenger RNA of Hirsutella rhossiliensis, 627 nucleotides long. RefSeq lists its product as uncharacterized. Bases 1 to 627 code for a protein of 208 amino acids. The transcript has 3 exons. NCBI's taxonomy places the organism in Eukaryota, Fungi, Ascomycota, Sordariomycetes, Hypocreales, Ophiocordycipitaceae. The record is from RefSeq and is a predicted model, not a curated record.
AUGCAAUUUCUGCUCCAUUACGAUAAGCAGGGCUGUUUCGAAGAACCUAGUGAAAGUAUUGGCUUCUUCUUCGCGAACCGCCGCGUAUAUCGAUCCCGAUGCCUGAUAUUCACUCCCAACAACCGUGCUGGCCCGGGACCGCAACUAUUGGUCGGCUACUUCCAGUACGGGUUCCUUGAGAAGGCGCGGGUUCGGAAACUUGAAGCUCCUCGAAACCCAGGCCUAGGUGGCAACAUCUCCGGCGCGAGACUGUCCCUGAAAAAGUUGGCCAAGGCGACCCCAGACGAAGCAUCUCGAGACCCGUUUUUCGUCUGUCUCUUGCUCUCUCUUGCGCAGCGCCAGGCGCGCAAGUUGGCCUCGCCACAGCAAACGACUUACACGCCACAUCACCGUUACUUUAUCUACCUGUACGAAGCCGAAAUCACAUCCCAGCUUCUCGAGUCGCUUGACAAGCCGACCCAGGCCACGGACCGCACGCCCUGGCCUACCGUCAAGUUCAAGAGAAUACCAUUCAAGCCGUUCAAGGACUUCCAAGCGCGACUCAUUGCUGAGCUACUGGCUCCCAGUCCCCUAGGGCAUGAUGAGGCUCUAGAGGCCAGAGAUGGUACGAGCAUUGUCAAAGAAUAA